This is a messenger RNA of Photinus pyralis (common eastern firefly), 3961 nucleotides long. Its product is annotated as triple functional domain protein-like. Gene Ontology annotation, biological process: axon guidance; intracellular signal transduction. Gene Ontology annotation, molecular function: guanyl-nucleotide exchange factor activity; protein binding. The record is from RefSeq and is a predicted model, not a curated record. NCBI's taxonomy places the organism in Eukaryota, Metazoa, Arthropoda, Insecta, Coleoptera, Lampyridae. Gene Ontology annotation, cellular component: cytoplasm.
UCUCAGAGAGCGUUAGAAGAAAUUUAUACAUUUUAUUGUUUAAAUGGAGUCAUUCGAUUAAGGAUCGGGAAGCAUGGAUGGACAGCGUGCACUGGAGCUGAUGCCUCUUCUACAGGAACGGCUCGUCGUGCUGACGGGUGGACGGGAUCGCCGAGGAGGUCCUUUGUUAUCAUUUCCGGCCAGUCCACGACGAGAACGCGCCAAACCGGAAGAUUACAAACGCCUACUCCAAUAUUUGAUGUCAAUCCCAAGCGACGAGGCGAGAGCGUUGGGAUUUACAGUCUUAGUGGAUAUGCGAGGUGCGACCUGGUCUACCGUUAAACCGAUACUGAAAGCUCUUCACGAACAUUUUCCUCAGGGUGUUGUCUACCAGGCCAUUAUUGUCAAACCGGAUAAUUUUUGGCAGAAGCAAAGGACAUCUUUGGGUUCUCAUAAGUACAAAUUUGAGACAAAUAUGAUUAGCGUAGAAGCAUUGCCUAAAAUAAUAGAUACCUCACAAUUAACGUCAGAUCUGGACGGAUUACUAAGCUACGACCAUGCGAGCUGGUUAGAAACACGUUUGGCUGUGGAAGAGUUUGUAUGGCAAGCCGCGGAUAUUUUAGAUAGACUUGACGAUUUACAAGAAGAUCUAUCUAGAAACGACUUUGCCGAGGAUGUUAGUGGUGCUAAGCACGGAAUUGAUAUGCACAAUGAAAUGAAGAAGAAAAUCAUGAAGGCGCCUGUAGAGGACAUAAAUUUGUUAGGACAACGACUGCUUCAAAGGGUUUGCGGAAACGACACUGGUCAAGGAGGUGGUGAUGAACGAAAGGAUCCAGAUUCUCCCGUAAUCGGUACCUCGGAUGCAGAUAUCAAAGCUUUAGUGUUACAAAAUCUCGACGGAGUGCGUGCUUCGCAGCAACACCUCCUUCAGCUGUGGCAUCAUAAGAAAUUAAAAUUAGAUCAGUGUUUUCAACUUAGGCUCUUUGAACAGGACUGUGAAAAGAUGUUUGAUUGGAUUUGCCAUAAUCGUGAUGUGUUCCUAUUAAAUUAUGUAGAAAUUGGUCAUUCGUAUCAGAUAGCUAAGCAAUUACAAGAAGAACAUCAGCAUUUCACUAUGAGCUCGAUGAACGUUUACGUGAACAUUAAUAGGAUAUUAUCGGUGGCCAGUCGGCUGAUUGAAGGCGGCCAUUACGCCGCAACCCACAUUCGAACUGUUGCGGGAAGAUUGGAUAGAACAUGGAAAGAUUUUGCGUCGGGUUUGGACGAGCGCACCGCCGUUUUGGCACUUUCCGUCAUUUUUCAUCACAAGGCGGAACAGUACGUCGAUAACGUGCCGGCGUGGAAUGGGGCGUGUGAGGCGAGCAACAUACCAAAUGAAAUAAUCAUGCUAGAAAAUUCGAUACAUCAACAUCAAAAUUUGUACGAGUCCAUGUGCCAGGCGUAUACAGAGGUUUAUAAUUCCUAUCAAACUCUAUUAAAUGGAUUAGAUGUAAUGUUACAAGUGUGCCAUAACUUGUCAACAUCAAUAAUUCCUGAUGCCAACGGAAAUAUUGACAGUGGCGAAAAUACGACCAAUUACGAAAAUCGGCCCGGCGGUAAUCCGGCGGCCGAUUACAGCGAAGGCGCCAGUCACGUGCUCGCCGUCAUUCACCAGAUCCUUAAUCACCAUCGGGCCUUAGAACAGAAAUGGCACGCGAAGAAGAUCAAACUUCACCAGAGAUUGGCGCUCCGUUUGUUUCAGGAGGAUGUAAAGCAGGUAUUGGAUUGGCUAACGAACCAUGGCGAAGUUUUCAUAAGAAAAAAUACGGGAAUUGGGAGAAAUCUUCAGAAGGCGCGUGUUUAUCAGAAAAGUCAUGAGCACUUCGAGAAUGUUGUUCAGAAUACGUACACGAACGCGGAUAAGCUUCUUGCGGCUGCCGAAGAAUUGGCGCACACCGGAGAGUGCGAUGCCGAUGAAAUCUACACGGUCGCUCACGAACUCGAGGCUCACGUAACUUCUUUCGCCGCGAGGGUCGAACAACGUCGACGCCGAUUAGAUCUGGCCGUCUUAUUUUACACGCACGAGAAAGAGUUGAGCACCUGGGUCGACGAGCUGCGGCAGGAGUUGCAGGGCGAUGAGAGCGUCGCCGAAAGUUUGGACAAUACCGAGAGACUCCUCGAGCAGACCGCUCAGCAUCGCGAUCAAAGUUUAGAUGCUUGCGCGUCUACGAUCGCACAGGGCGAGGCUCUACUUCAAGAAUUAAGAUCUGUUGGUGAUAUGGACACAACGGGUUCAAUAUCAGCGGUAGAGGCGGCACUCGAUCGUUUAGCGAAACAAAGAAGCGACUUGGAAGAGCUUUGGGCGGCACGUAAAUUACGGCUAGACUUGUGUUUGAGAUUACGAGUAUUUGAACGUGACGCUCUCGAAGUUUCGUCGCAGUUAGAGAUGUGGUCCGAAGAGCUUCAGCACAGCGAACUGACGAGAGAUAUAGCGAAAGCGGAACAGUAUUUAAGGCUUCAUAACGAAAGCGUUAGUCAAAUGCAAAAUACGACAUUCCAAAUCCUACAGCAGGGACAAGAGCUGGUGCAGGUCUUCGAAAAUUCGGGCGUAUGCAUUAUGGCCGAUUCGCAGUACAAUGCUCAAACUAGAGUUCAGGUGUUAUUAGAAUUUUUGCACGAUCGAGAGGUCGACCUGGAGGAUUUGGCGGAGGUGAAAAGGGUGAAGCUCGAGCAGUGCAUUCAGUUGAGUCAGUUUCAAAAUGACGCCAAUCAGGUUAUUAGUUGGAUACGUAAUGGGGAGUCGAUGUUAAUGGCCAGUUUCGCGAUUCCGAAUAGCUUGGCGGACGCCGAAUUGCUCAAAAAGGAGCACGAGCAGUUUCAAGUGGCGAUCGAAAAGACGCACACGUCAGCGGUUCAAGUGAAAUAUCGAGCGGACGCGUUGAUUAAUGGAAAUCACUACGAUCCGCAAAGUAUAAGGGAAAUUUCGGAAGAGGUUACGAAGCGCUGGCAACAACUGGUGACUUGCGCCGAAGAGCGGCACAAACUGGUAACGGCAAGUCUAAACUUUUACAAAACUGCCGAGCAAGUCUGUUCGGUAUUGGACAGUUUGGAAAGGGAGUAUAAGAGAGAUGAAGAUUGGUGCGCCAAUGCCCAUCAAGCCAUGAACAUGGACAAAGCUACAGCGAUUUCACAGUUAAUCAAUAAGCACCAAGAACAGAAGGAAGCGUUUCUAAAAGCAUGCACGUUAGCGCGCAGAACAGCGGAGACGUUUUUGAAGUACACCACGCGCAGUUUGCAAUUCUACAAUUAUCCCCCUGGAACUGGUAACCAGGAGUCGCGGGUGAAAGGGAUACUUGAAAAGUUGCUUACGCAAGAAAAUAAAGUGUUGGAGCACUGGACGCAGCGCAAGAAACGCUUGGACCAAUGCCAGCAGUUUGUACUCUUCGAACGAUCGGCCAGACAGGCGAUUGAGUGGAUACACGAUACUGGUGACUGCUAUCUAACAACGCACGCAACGAAUUUAGGCACUAACAUUGAAGAAACCGAAAGUUUACUACGCGAGCACAACGAAUUUAAGGGUACGGCGAAAGAAACGCGAGAGCGCGUCAAACUGCUGAUUCAGUUAGCGGACAGUCUGGUGGAAAAAGGCCACGCGCACGCCAGCGCCAUCAAGCAGUGGGUGGCGGCUGUCGAUAACAGGUACAAGGACUUCAGUUCGCGAAUGGACCUUUAUCGGCAACAGUUGGAAGAUAUGCUCGGAAUUCAAGCGGAAGAGAGUGAGAAGAAGGAGUUGUCGAUCGAUCGCAAUUCGGAUCCCAGCUUGGAAGCGAAAGUGAAAGAGGCCGCUGCCAAGGAGCUCAAAGAAUUGAACGAGGAAAAACGGAAAUCCGCCCGCAGAAAAGAGGACAUGGAAGAAUGCAACUCGUUAGACGAAAGCGUGGAGAACCUGGAUAGAAAUUCGUUGACAUCGUUCGGUUCAGGAAAUACAACGGAUUCUGACAAG